AUGGCGUGGCUCCGUCAGAGUCGAGGUUCUCCCCGACUCGUGCUGGUGGUGGUGUGUGUCGCUCUGCUGCUCGACAACAUGCUGCUGACUGUGGUCGUGCCGAUCAUCCCGACCUUCCUCUACGCCAUCGAACAUCCCAGUUCAGAGCUCCAGACCGCCCAGCCCUCCCUGGUCCCUGUGCCCAGCCUCAGUGCACCACGCUUGGGCACGGUGACCGCACAGUCCCCCUCCCCAAGGUUAAAAUUCCAGACCUCCAGCAGGAGCUCGGAUUUCCCUGAGCCCAGCCACAGUGCACCGGUCCUGGGUACACAGUCAGAUCAGAGCCCCCGGUUGUCUCCUCUGGUGUCCCUGUUUGACAACUCUACCUUCAGCCUGCAGGAGAUUCGGACUGAGCCCACCCCUUACAAAGAGACCACGGACCGGAGUGGCCUGAACACAGAACAGGAGAUCAACGCAACUACAGAGUCCUCAUGUCUUCAGGACAGUGCGUUUCUGGAGGAGGAAAAUGUUCGAGUUGGUUUGUUGUUUGCCUCUAAAGCUAUCGUGCAGCUGCUCAUCAACCCCUUCGUUGGACCGCUCACCAACAGGGUCGGGUAUCACAUCCCCAUGUUUGCUGGUUUCAUCAUCAUGUUUGUGUCAACCAUCAUAUUUGCGUUCUCAGGGACGUACGCUCUGCUGUUCUUUGCUCGUUCUCUGCAAGGAAUUGGUUCAUCCUUCUCGUCUGUGGCAGGUCUAGGUAUGCUGGCCAGUGUGUACACAGAUGAUGAGGAGAGAGGCAUUGCGAUGGGCAUUGCACUGGGAGGACUGGCUAUGGGAGUCCUGAUUGGAGCUCCAUUCGGCAGUGUGAUGUAUGAGUUUGUAGGGAAGCGCGCUCCCUUCCUGAUCCUGGCCUUCCUGGCUGUGUUUGAUGGAGCAUUACAGCUGUUCAUCCUGCAGCCUUCAAAGAUCUCCCCAGGGAGUGUGGAGGGGACGCCAUUACUGACACUGUUGAAGGACCCGUACAUCCUCAUUAGUGCAGGUUCUCUGUGUUUUGCCAACAUGGGUGUGGCCAUCCUGGAGCCGACCCUGCCCAUCUGGAUGAUGCAGACCAUGUGCUCCCCUAAAUGGCAACUUGGUAUAGCUUUCCUCCCUGCCAGUAUCUCCUACCUGAUUGGAACGAACCUGUUUGGUGUUCUGUCCAACAAGAUGGGACGGUGGCUCUGCUCCAUGAUAGGGAUGUUUAUCAUUGGCAUCAGUCUGCUGUGUGUUCCUUUUGCCACCAGUAUCUAUGGCCUGAUUGGACCUAACGGAGGUUUGGGCUUCGCUAUAGGUAUGGUGGACACCUCCAUGAUGGCCAUCAUGGGUUACCUGGUUGACAUCCGUCACGCCUCCGUCUACGGCAGCAUCUAUGCCAUCGCAGACGUGGCGCUGUGUCUGGGGUUCGCUAUUGGACCAUCCACAGGGGGCGCUCUGGUUCAGGUGGUGGGUUUCCCCUGCCUCAUGGUGUUUAUCGGGGUGAUCAACAUCCUGUACGCGCCACUCUGCUUCCUGUUACGUAACCCUGCAGUCAAAGAGGAAAAAAUGGCCAUUAUUGACCAGGAGUGUGUGAUGCACAGGACCUACAACACACAGAACGAGAGUCGUGAGUUUCCUCUCAGCGACUACAGCGAAGAAGAGGAGGCAAUGGAGUGACACACACACACACACACACACACACGCGCGCACACACACACACACACACACACACACACACACACACACACACACAC
Molecule: messenger RNA, 1748 nt
Organism: Gymnodraco acuticeps
Lineage: Eukaryota; Metazoa; Chordata; Actinopteri; Perciformes; Bathydraconidae
Product: chromaffin granule amine transporter
Exons: 16
Coding region: 1-1671 (556 amino acids)
Biological process (GO): transmembrane transport; xenobiotic transport; aminergic neurotransmitter loading into synaptic vesicle
Cellular component (GO): synaptic vesicle membrane; terminal bouton
Molecular function (GO): serotonin:sodium:chloride symporter activity; xenobiotic transmembrane transporter activity
Source: RefSeq, a predicted model, not a curated record